Messenger RNA from Nelumbo nucifera (sacred lotus), 1606 nucleotides. Its product is annotated as stress-response A/B barrel domain-containing protein UP3-like. The record is from RefSeq and is a predicted model, not a curated record. Lineage: Eukaryota; Viridiplantae; Streptophyta; Magnoliopsida; Proteales; Nelumbonaceae.
AUUGGCAACGAUGGUCGCUGCAACUACCGAAUGACGGAGGUCUGGUGAUAAACCUUAAUCAAAACGGGGUUAUUUUCUUUUGCGGGCAGGGUGGGCGUGCGCGGGGCCGGACGAGGUGUGCGAUUGUGCAGCUAGGCAUUUCUACGAACAUGUGGCACAUAUAUCUGAGUUUGUGUUAAUACGAACUCAGAUAUGCACAGUCGCCAUGCGAGAGUCUUCAAACCUGAGUACCAUCUCUCAUGCUUACCCCGUGUAGAUACGGAUUCAGAUAUGUCGAUGAAGACCACGGUGCCGUUCCCUCCCCUUCUCCUCUCGAUCUGAUAGCAGUGAGGCAGACUUGAAGGAUUACAUGAUGGGAUUUUUGAAAGGGCAUUUUCCAACACAAAAAGAUAAUUUUGGAAUUUUUCAAAGUUAUUUUGAACGAUUUAUGACGGGACGUUAACGGCGAAGGAAGGUUUAGACAAUUGUCGUAAGGGUACUUAAUCGAUUACCCAAUAAAUAAAUGCCACACAAUUCAGACACAAUGUAAUUCCGGCUCCGUGCUCGGAUUGGAUUGGAUUGGAGGAGAGAUGCUGUGCGUGAGUGCACGUCCAUUCGUCUCAACUCCUGCAUCUCUCUCCCCACCUAACCUUGUUCGACACCCAAAACCCUCCUUCCCUUUCAAAUCCCCCUGUUUCUGUUGUUCGUCUCCUCCUCUUCCCGCCAAAAUGCAAACAGUAGAACAUGUAGUCCUCUUCAAGGUCAAAGACAACACAGAGCCUUCGAAGGUCAACGCCAUGAUCUCUCGGUUGAACGGCCUGACCUCUCUCGACCAGGUUCUUCAUCUCUCCGCCGGUCCUAUUUACAGAAACCGAUCUUCAGCUUUUAGCUUCACGCAUUUGUUGCACAGUAGGUAUAGAACCAAGGAGGAUCUGAGCGUCUAUUCUGCACAUCCAAACCAUUUGAGUGUCGUAGAAGACUCUGUUCUGCCGAUAUGUGAAGACAUCAUGGCCAUUGACUGGGUGGCCGAUGAUCUCCAUGGCCCCCUUGUUCCCCGCUCCGGCGCCGCAAUGCGAGUGACGUUUCUAAAGCUGAARGAGGGAUUGGGGAACGGAGUGAAAGGAGAGGUUUUAAGAGUACUCGGAGGUAUUAGGAAUUCUUUUGCUUCGAUUGAUCAAAUUAGUUUUGGGGAGAAUUUUUCCCUGGCCAGGGCCAAGGGUUUCUCCAUAGCUUCUCUUGCCAUCUUUCCUGGAUUGACCGAAUUGCACGCUUUGGAUUCCAAUGUGGAGGCUGUAAAAGCUCAGAAGGAGAAAGUCAAGGAUUCAUUGGAGAGUGUGAUCGUGGUUGAUUACGUUUUCCCGCCCCCAAAAGCUGCUAACCUUUGAUCAGAGCUCUCGACGAGGUUGAAAGUUGAAACUGUUUAUUCUACCUUUUCUGCCGAAUCUCAUUUUCCUACCCUUCCGUUCCGUUUCUUUGCUCUUCAGAUUUGUAGUUCAGUUUAUUUUAUUUUAUUUUUCUGUUUUGCUUUAUUUCGAUGUAAUCAAUAUGGAAGAAGGUAGAGGGACGAAUUGUGGCUUUGAAAGGAAAAAGUCAAAAAACACCAAGUGCAAAUUCAGGCACGUUGCUA